Piliocolobus tephrosceles (Ugandan red Colobus) is the source of this 538-nucleotide messenger RNA. RefSeq names its product UL16-binding protein 1. NCBI's taxonomy places the organism in Eukaryota, Metazoa, Chordata, Mammalia, Primates, Cercopithecidae. The transcript is spliced from 3 exons. The record is from RefSeq and is a predicted model, not a curated record. Bases 72 to 413 code for a protein of 113 amino acids. Gene Ontology annotation, cellular component: external side of plasma membrane. Gene Ontology annotation, biological process: positive regulation of T cell mediated cytotoxicity; antigen processing and presentation of endogenous peptide antigen via MHC class Ib; immune response.
UCAAAGGGCAACUGCCUGACAUUCAAGUGGAGAAUUUAAUAUACAUUGAGCCCCUCAUUCUGCAGGCCCAGAUGUCUUGUGAGCACGAAGCCCAUGGACACGGCAGAGGAUCUUGGCAGUUCCUCUUCAAUGGACAGACGUUCCUCCUCUUUGACUCAAACAACAGAAAGUGGACAGCGCUUCAUCCUGCAGCCAAGAAGAUGAAAGAGAAGUGGGAGAAGAACAGGGAUGUGACCAUGUUCUUCCAGAAGAUUUCAAUGGGGGAUUGUAAGACAUGGCUUGAAGAAUUUUUGAUGUACUGGGAACAAAUGCUGGAUCCAACAAAACCACCCUCUCUGGCCCAAGGCACAACCCACCCCAAAGCCUUGGCCACCACCCUCAUUCCCUGGAGCCUCCUUAUCAUCCUCCUGUGAUUCAUUCUAGCUGGCUGCUGUGGAGAGUUGUUUAGAGUGACAGGUACUAGGGGCAAUAUUGGGAGGGGAGCGAGGGGCAGAUGGGUGAGAUGGGAGGACGUGGAAGGAGAAUUCCCAGAGUCCCA